UGAUAAUGGAUGAAGGAGUCAACUCUUUGUUGACUGGCUUGGCUGAUAAGUAAAAGUCAAAGCCCGUAUCCCACGAGCUCCAAUUCGAAUUUGCUCUUUCCCAGGGAAGCAUCUUCUGUUUCUUAUCCUGAGCGUGAAAAUGCUAGUGACCAUGCUGAGGACCUUGGCCACUCUGACAGCACUUCUAGGUCUUGUGAAGGGUGUGAUUGUGACCAUGCCAAAGAAUGCCACGAAUACAACAGUUGGUGCCAACAUCACCCUUCCUUGCCUGUAUAAUACAGCAACGACUCCUGAUAUGAUUCAAUGGAAUUUUUAUGGCAAUGAUCUGCAAACUCCUGGAAUUUAUAUUUGGCAGUCUGGCAAAUCUUAUUACCUUGGACAGUUUAAGGGCCGAAGUCAAGUAGCAAACAACACGGGAAAUGCAAGCCUUUCCAUCUUCAACAUGCAGCCCUCAGACACAGGGGUGUAUAGGUGUUCAGUUUACAAUUUCAAGGACGGUACCGCAAAUGAAGGUGAAAAAUCAGUGUUGGUCAGCGUGCUAGUUCCCCCUUCGAAGCCCCUCUGCAGUUUUGGUUCAAGCCAUCAUUCUGAUGUUGAACUUGGCCACUUGGUCACUUUAGCCUGCGUUUCGGAAGCCGGUCUGCCAAAGCCAGCCUACAAAUGGUACCGACUAACUGGAGAUAAAGUGCAGCCUGUCACUGAGACAUACAACCCUUCCUCAGGACGCUUGGUUCUAGGCAACCUGACCCGAUUUGAAGAAGGCUAUUACCAAUGUACAGCCAUCAACAUCCUUGGAAACAGCUCCUGUCACGUCGACCUCACCACAAAACAUUCCGAAGGUGGCAUCAUUGUGGGAGCAUUAAUUGCGGCAAUUCUAGCCGCUGCCUUGAUAUGUGUCGUUGGUUGGAUUCUCAUCUCCAGAGAGAAGAAGAAGAGGAGAAAGCAGAAACCUGAUUCCAAGGAAAUGCAGCCUAUGCCCACCAAGUCGGAAUAUGCUGCAGUGCCCAGCCAAGCCAGCGUUCCCAUGGCUGCAGUCCCACCAAACCAGGAAGCUAAUGAGAUGGGAGAACAUGGUAGCCCUGAAGGAGCCCAAAUUGCCAUAUUGCCUGAAAAUGAGAUGCAGGAAAUGGGCCAUCAACCAAUUUCCUAAAGCCAGCGGUUGCCCUAGGGAGAACCCUAAAAAACAGGCCAUCUAAUCAUGAAUUUGUACACCGAUCCCGUAUCUGUGGCUCUGAAAUAGUGACACACUGGGCAUUUGUGCCUAGUCAUUUAAGAUUGAAUUUCUCCAGCCUUCUAUUCAUUUCAUACGAGACCCAUAAUCUGACCAGAUUCACACCACACGUGAAGAUUGUCUAAAACAGCGGUUCUCAAUCUAUGGGUCGCAACCCCAUUUGGGGUCGAUUGACCAUUUCACGGGGGUCGCCAAGCAAGGCUGUCCGCCAUUUUUUUCUCCUUUUCCGACGGGUGCCUUACCUC
Crotalus tigris (Tiger rattlesnake) is the source of this 1476-nucleotide messenger RNA. RefSeq names its product V-set and immunoglobulin domain containing 1 (gene VSIG1). The record is from RefSeq and is a predicted model, not a curated record. Lineage: Eukaryota; Metazoa; Chordata; Lepidosauria; Squamata; Viperidae. The coding region runs from base 140 to 1150 and encodes 336 amino acids. Gene Ontology annotation, biological process: epithelial cell morphogenesis; maintenance of gastrointestinal epithelium. The transcript is spliced from 7 exons. Gene Ontology annotation, cellular component: plasma membrane.